GGGUGUUUUUGCUCCCAGACGGCUCUGCAGCCUCCCAGGGAGCAGCCCGGGAGCCGCCCCAACAUCCAGCCUUUUUGGAUUCUUUUAGAAGAUUCAACAGUAAGACUCUUCUCUCUCCACUUUCCUUUCGUCCCAGAAAGCGGAAUCUGCAAAGUGCUUUGUAAAGUUCCUUAAGGUAAUCCUGUCUUACCGGGAGCAGGGCUGCAGCAGUGGUGUCCUGCCUUCAGUGACCCGGCCUUGGAGCUCAGCUCCCCUCGGCACCCUGAGCGGAUUUAAUGAAUUGAGCCACCAUUGUAGCCAAAAUGAAUCCCAAGGAAGAAAAAGUAAAAAUAAUUACAGAGGAGUUCAGCGAAAACAAUGAUGUCGCAGAGGUAGGCAGACAGAAGAAGACUUCAAAGGUUGCAAGACAAAAAAGAAAGAACCGGCUGCCCACCGCUGGCCCCGAGGAGAUGGUGUCUGAAAAUCCCCACCUGGGCGGCCAGCAGGAGCCCGAGCAGGAAGAUUCUGACACUCGCCCCCUGAGCAUGAUGAGCCGUCGAGGCCCACGGAGCUUACCUCCAAUUCCUUCAGCUUCCAGGACAGGCUUUGCAGAAUUUUCCAUGAGGGAACGCAUGAGGGAGAAAUUACAAGCUGCAAGGUCCAAAGCAGAAAGCACGUUGCUGCAGGAAAUCCCCACCACUCGGCCCAGGCGCUUACAAAGUCCCAGCAAGAAAGAAUUGGAGACUGAAUUUGGCACAGAGCCAGGUGAAAAGGUACAAAGGACUAAACAAGAAGACGAUUCCCAAAGCUACUCAAGAGUAAAGUUCCGUGAUUCUGCACAAAAAAUCAAGUCUAAACCCCCGGUUCCACCUGGCUUCCCUUCUGCCGAAGAAGCCUAUAACUUCUUCACUUUCAACUAUGAUCCUGAACCAGAGGAAUCAGAGGAAAAAUCACAAACCAGAAAUAGAGAUGAAACUAACCAAGAGGAGGAGGAAGGAGAGGAAGAAGAGCCAACUGUGCAUGGAGAACACAAAACGGUAAUGCAGGAUGAGGAAGAGCUGCUUAGUGCUAAGGAUGCCGAGGAUUUUCUACUGGGCUUGGACCACGCAGCGGAGGAUUUUGUGGCAGUCAGACCUGCAGAUUACGAAAGCGUUCACGUUAGGCUGCAGAGGGAAAAAGAACUCCUGUUCGUACCCAGUAGACUGACAGUGCCCACGUAUAAAAAGCUUCCUGAGAAUGUGCAGCCCAGAUUUCUGGAAGACGAAGGCCUUUAUAUUGGAGCAAGACCAGAGGUGCCUCGCACCUGUCAGAACAUCGUGGAGAACAGGCUGCUGACGCAGGACCCCGGAAGAAAGUGGUUUGGAGAUGACGGGAGAAUCCUAGCACUGCCAAAUCCCACCAAGGGGUUUCCUUCAAGACCACCAAUGUUGACACAGGAACAAGACAUUAAGGCAGAACUUGAAACAUUGUAUAAAAAGGCCAUAAAAUAUGUCCAUAGAAGUCAGCAUAUGAUUGGAUCUGGAGACACCCCUGGAAAUUUCCAACUGGACAUUGAUAUUUUAGGGUUAAUCUUCACUCAUCAUCCCUGUUUUAGCCGAGAGCAUGUUUUGGCAGCCAAGUUGGCGCAAUUAUAUGACCAGUACCUUGCAAGACACCAGAGAAACAAGGCAAAAUUCCUUACUGAUAAGCUCCAAGCUCUCAGAAUUGCAGUUCAGACAGGACUUAAUCCAGCAAAAACUCAUAAGUCUCUCGAUACAACCCAAAAAACCAUCAAUGAGUAUAAGUCUGAAAUUCGGAAGAAUGUUUCUUGGGGCACCCGGGUGGCUCAGUCAGUGAAGUGUCUACUUUCAGUUCUGGAUUCGACUAUCAUUCAUAAAGAAGACUUAAAGCAAACAAGAAAAUUACGUGACGCUGAACAGGAGAAAGAUCGAACGUUGCUUAAAACCAUCAUAAAAGUUUGGAAGGAAAUGAAAUCCCUUCGAGAAUUUCAGAGGUUUACAAAUACACCCUUGAAACUUGUUUUGAGAAAGGAAAAAGUUGACCAGAAAGCAGAUGAAGAAGCAUAUGAAGCAGAAAUUCAAGCGGAAAUAAGUGAGUUGUUGGAAGAGCACAUGGAAGAGCAUGAACAGAAGAUGGAAGCAUACAGAGCCGCAUACCAGCAGUGGAAAGCCUGGAAGAAAGCCCAAAGGGCCAAGAAGAAGAAAAAGAAGCAAGCAGUCGAAGAACAUCCCGAUGAGGAGAUGGAGGAGCCGUAUCCCGGGGAGGAACCUGUAAAACCGGUGCCCCCGGAACCCACCGACCGGGCCCUGAUAGAGCAACAGGUGAGAGAGAGGGCAGCCCGGAGCAGAAGAAGGCCUGGGGAGCCCACUCUGGUCCCAGAGCUGAGCCUGGCGGGGAGCGUCACACCCAAUGAACAGUGUCCCAGGGUGGAGGUCUUACGAAGGGAGGAUGUCAAGAAGCGCUCAGUAUAUCUAAAGGUGAUCUUCAAUGACAAGGAAGUGUCCAGGACCGACAGUCGGCCACUAGGGGCAGACUUCCGAGUUCACUUUGGACAGAUUUUCAAUUUGCAAAUAUUCAACUGGCCAGAGAGUUUAACAUUACAGGUAUAUGAAACAGUUGGACACAGUGGUACGACUUUGCUAGCAGAAGUGUUUCUGCCUAUUCCUGAAACUACCGUUGUCACUGGAAGGGCUCCUAUUGAAGAAGUGGAAUUUAGCAGUAACCAGCAUGUAACACUGGACCACGAAGGAGUUGGAAGUGGAGUGCCCUUCUCAUUUGAAGCUGACGGUAGUAAUCAAUUGAUUCUAAUGACAUCGGGGAAAGUCUCCAACAGUGUGGCAUGGGCCAUUGGAGAAAAUGGGAUACCUUUAAUUCCUCCACUGUCACAGCAGAACAUCGGAUUUAGAAGUGCUUUGAAGAGGGCAGAUGCCAUCUCGUCUAUUGGUACGUCAGGACUGACAGACUUGAAAAAAUUGGCCAAAUGGGCAGCAGAGUCCAAGCUCGACCCAAACGACCCCAACAAUGCCCCCUUGAUGCAGCUAAUCUCGGUUGCUACCAGCGGUGAAUCCUAUGUCCCUGAUUUCUUUCGACUGGAACAGCUGCAACAAGAAUUUAACUUUGUCUCAGAUGAGGAAUUAAAUAGAUCUAAACGAUUCAGGCUUCUUUGUCUUAGAAGCCAAGAGGUGCCAGAAUUCCGAAAUUAUAAACAAAUUCCAGCAUAUGACCGAGAAAUUAUGGAAAAAGUAUUCCAGGACUAUGAAAAACGUUUACAAGACAGAAAUGUAAUUGAAACCAAGGAUCACAUAGAUACUCAUAGGGCCAUAGUAGCCAAGUACCUCCAACAGGUUAGAGAAUCAGUAAUAAAUCGUUUCCUGAUUGCAAAACACCAUUUUCUUCUUUCGGAUUUGAUAGUAGAAGAAGAAGUUCCUAAUAUCAGCAUUCUGGGGCUAAGCCUUUUCAAGCUGGCAGAACAAAAGCGACCACUAAGGCCAAGGAGAAAAGGUCGGAAGAAGGUGACGGCCCAAAACCUGUCCGAUGGAGACAUAAAGGUGUUGGUGAACAUUAUCCGGGCUUAUGACAUUCCCAUAAGGAAGCCAACGACAAGCAAAUUCCAGCAGCCUUCAAGAUCUUCAAGGACUUUCAGCGAGAAGCGUGCUGCUUCCCCAACCACACACAGCCCAACCCACAGUUCGGACUACCCCCUCGGCCAGGUUUUAGUACGUCCUUUUGUGGAAGUUUCUUUUCAACGAACGAUUUGCCACACAACAACAGCAGAAGGACCAAAUCCCAGCUGGAAUGAAGAACUUGAACUUCCUUUUAGGGCUCCCAAUGGGGAUUACAGCACAACAAGUUUGCAGUCAGUGAAAGAUGACGUGUUCAUUAACAUUUUCGAUGAAGUGCUGUACGAUGUCCUAGAGGAUGACCGUGAAAGAGGAAGUGGAAUCCACACCCGUAUUGAGAGACACUGGUUGGGAAGCGUGAAAAUUCCAUUUAGCACGAUAUAUUUCCAAGCCAAGAUUGAUGGAACAUUUAAAAUAGACAUUCCCCCUGUUCUUCUGGGCUACAGUAAGGAGCGAAGCAUGAUUAUGGAGCGGGGUUUUGACUCUGUACGAAGCCUGAGUGAAGGCUCCUACAUCACCCUGUUCAUUACCAUCGAGCCUCAGCUGGUUCCCGGGGAGUUGGUUCGAGAAAAGUUUGAUUCUCAGGAAGAUGAGAAAUUGCUUCAAGCAACAGAGAAGUUUCAAACUGAAUGUGCCUUAAAGUUUCCACAUCGCCAGUGCCUCACAACAGUGACUGACAUAAGUGGAAAAACUGUCUUUGUCACUCGUUACCUGAAGCCUUUAAACCCUCCACAGGAGCUCCUGGAUGCCUGUCCCAACAAUCCUCAGGCAACGGCAGAACUGGUGGCUCGAUAUGUGUCAUUGAUUCCUUUCUUACCUGACACUGUUUCAUUUGCUGGCAUCUGUGACCUGUGGAGCACAUCUGAUCAAUUUCUGGAUCUCCUAGCAGGAGAUGAAGAAGAGCAUGCAGUAUUACUAUGUAAUUAUUUUCUCUUUCUGGGAAAGAAGGCCUGGCUCAUGAUGGGCAAUGCUAUUCCUGAGGGUCCAACUGCCUAUGUGCUAACUCGGGAGCAAAGUCACUAUUUAAUAUGGAAUCCCUGCAGUGGACAUUUUUAUGGUCAAUUUGAUACAUUCUGUCCCUUAAAAAGUGUGGGCUGUUUAAUUGGUCCUGAUAAUAUUUGGUUUAAUACUCAACGAUACGACUCCCCACUACGGAUAAAUUUUGAUGUCACCAAACCCAAGCUAUGGAAAUCUUUCUUUUCAAGAAGCCUUCCAUAUCCUGGCCUUUCCAGUAUUCAGCCAGAAGAACUAAUUUACCAGCGCACAGACAAAGCGGCUGCAGCUGAGCUACAAGACAGGAUUGAAAAAAUACUGAAAGAAAAAAUCAUGGACUGGAGGCCACGCCAUCUGACUAGAUGGAACAGGUACUGUACCUCCGCGCUACGACACUUCUUACCUGUGUUAGAAAGAAGUCGAGGAGAAGAUGUAGAAGAUGACCAUAGAGCAGAGCUGCUCAAACAGCUGGGAGACUACCGGUUCUCUGGAUUUCCCCUUCACAUGCCCUAUUCUGAACUGAAGCCUUUAAUUGAAGCAGUGUAUAGCACCGGAGUACAUAAUAUUGAUGUUCCUAAUGUUGAAUUUGCUUUAGCUGUAUAUAUCCACCCAUACCCCAAAAAUGUUUUGUCUGUCUGGAUUUAUGUUGCCUCCCUUAUACGCAACAGGUAAUUUUUUCAUUGUAUACUUUUUUUAUCAUGUAAAAACUGUAAGGUAUGAGGAGAUUUUUAAGUGAUACUGAUCACAUAAAUUAUUUGUAAAUAAUGAAAUAAAACUAUCAUUAUUUUCAAAAUAA
Molecule: messenger RNA, 5388 nt
Organism: Canis lupus familiaris (dog)
Lineage: Eukaryota; Metazoa; Chordata; Mammalia; Carnivora; Canidae
Gene: CC2D2A
Product: coiled-coil and C2 domain containing 2A
Exons: 38
Coding region: 303-5264 (1653 amino acids)
Biological process (GO): non-motile cilium assembly; protein localization to ciliary transition zone
Cellular component (GO): ciliary transition zone
Source: RefSeq, a predicted model, not a curated record